Messenger RNA from Archocentrus centrarchus (flier cichlid), 3528 nucleotides. RefSeq names its product zinc finger protein 384 a (gene znf384a). Gene Ontology annotation, biological process: regulation of gene expression. NCBI's taxonomy places the organism in Eukaryota, Metazoa, Chordata, Actinopteri, Cichliformes, Cichlidae. The record is from RefSeq and is a predicted model, not a curated record. Gene Ontology annotation, cellular component: nucleus.
UUUAAUUACAGAAUAAUGGACGAUUCCCAUUUCAACUCAUCAUACUUUGGUUCUCCCGUCCCCACUGUACAAGGACAGAUCGAGAACGCCAUGUUCCUGAACAAGGCGAAGGAGCAGCUAGGUCCAGAGAAGGCCAGUGCGCCCUCCUUUCCUCACUCUUCUGCGUCUUCCACCUCCUCCCCCCACUACCCCACGGCUGUGCUCGCCAUCCCUGGCUCAAUGGAUGGGGCUGGGGUACGUGUGGUCCCUAAACAGGAAGGAGGCGGAGGUGCUGGAGGAGGAGGAGGAGGUGGCAACAGCGGUGGUGGACCCCUGAGUGCAGUGGGGGCGCACCUACACCAGUCACACACCUCCCAGAACGUCACCGUCGUGCCUGUUCCCUCCACGGGAAUCAUGACUGCAGCGGGGUUAGUGAUCACCACCCCACAGGGCACACUGGUCCCCACCGCCUCCACGCAGUCUUUUGUAGCUGGACCCCCCACUGCCACCACCAUGAUAGUGUCUGCAGUGCACCCCUCAAAUUCAGAUAAGAAGGAGGACAUUGCGGUCCCCCCUGCUGUUGUCAUGCCGACACCGUCAAAGAGAGGCAGAAAAAGCAAACAGAUGAUGGGCAGAGUGACCGGAGUGGGCGGGGUCCUUCCUCCAGGAAGUGAUGCAUUAAUAUUGGCACACCUUGCUGCUGGUGGACAGCACCACACUGCUGACCCAUAUGAUCUGUCAAAUGAUGAGGAUGACCAUACCAACAAAGACGGACCCAAAUCCUACAGGUGUCGGAUGUGUGCAGUGACUUUCUUCAGCAAGUCAGACAUGCAGAUUCACGCCAAAUCCCACACCGAGGCCAAGCCCCACAAGUGCCCCCACUGCUCCAAGUCGUUUGCCAACUCCAGCUACCUGUCCCAGCACAUCCGCAUCCACAGCGGGGCCAAGCCCUACACCUGCACCUACUGCCAGAAGACCUUCAGGCAGCUCAGUCACCUACAGCAGCACACACGAAACCACACUGAGGCCAAGCCCCACAAGUGUCCCCACUGCUCCAAGUCGUUUGCCAACUCCAGCUACCUGUCCCAGCACAUCCGCAUCCACACCGGGGCCAAGCCCUACACCUGCUCCUACUGCCAGAAAACAUUCAGGCAGCUCAGUCACCUACAGCAGCACACACGGAUUCACACCGGUGACCGGCCCUACAAGUGUAACCAUCCCGGCUGUGAAAAAGCUUUCACACAGUUGUCCAACCUCCAGUCUCACCGUCGGCAGCAUAACAAAGACAAGCCGUACAAGUGCCACAACUGUAACCGUGGUUACACAGAUGCUGCCAGCCUAGAGGUUCACCUGUCCACACACACGGUCAAACACGCCAAGCUGUUCUCCUGUGGCCUCUGCAACCGCUCCUACACCUCGGAGACGUAUCUAAUGAAACACAUGAAGAAGCACAACCCCGACCCGUUAACAGUGGCAGCAACAGUUGCUGCUCAGCAGGCCCAGGGCCUUACGCCGGGCGGAGGAGGCCGGGGCCGAGGCCGAGGUCGGGGGAGAGGAGGCAGAGCGAGCCAGCUUCAAAGCCAGACGAACCCUAACAACACCAACCAGAAUCCAAACCCCGGCCCCCCAGGCAGCUACCAGCCACAGCAGCAGCCCGCAGAAUCGGUGGUCCCCUGCCCGUUUGAUCUACACCAGUACAAGACGGUGGCAGCCGGCGAGAUCCAGUAUAAACCAGUCACUGUGGCAGACCUGCCAGUGACCCACAAAGACCUCUGCCUAACUGUCUCCACGUCAGCGAUACAGGUGGAGCACAUGAACUCAUAGGCUGCGUCUUCCUGCUCUGAUUAGUUGAGUUAAAAGAGGUCCAUCAGUAAUUUAUGCAUUCAGAAUUCGAGCUUCUUAAAAUCAGGGAAAAACUGCUGAUGGGUGAAUUUCUGUGAUUCUGUUUUAAUGACACAUCAGCGAGUGUAAAAACACCAGUGUAUGCAAUACAAUCAAAGAUAGCAGUAAAUUUGAAUUUACCCACUUAAGAAGCUUUAAUCCUGAGUGCAGCAAUAAAUUACUUCCACAGAUACUCGUGCUUCUUGAUUUCUGAGCCCAUUUGCCAUCUCUCAGUAGAAAUGCUGGUCUGGGACCCUGACAGCAGCACCUAAGAGCUCAGGCUGGACCCACAUUCCUCCAUUUUAUGACGACUUUUCUAAAAAUAUAUCUGCUAAACUGUUUUGGCUUUUAAAUCCAUGCAUCUCCAAAGCAUCUGAGGUCUCAGUGCACUCUGAAUCACCUACAAACCUGCAGACCAGUCAUCAACUUUCCUGCUCUGUAAAACUAAUUCGAGACACUCAUCCUAAACCAGCCGUCCUGCUCUGAGGGAUCUUUGGAGGAGAAAAGUGUAACAUAGCUGUAAAAUGGAAGAAAUACGCUAUUCUUGGCGCACUUAAUCUCUAAAGAAUAGUGCAAAUUUGAAGACAUUCAGAUCACAUUAAUCUGAACAUUCAUCACUAUUUAGUUUGAGCCAAAACAGAAGAGGAGGAGUCAGUGAUGGAAGACUGCAGAGAUUCAUAAGAGCAUCUGAAACAGGAGGUUAGGGUUCACCCUGCAGAGGGAGUCAGAAUGUUUGAGCAGUAUGUGAAAGGCUCAGUCAGGGUGUCACAGUCAGCAUCAGAAACACCGACCUGGAUCAGACAGGAGGGAGCAGCAGGAAGAAGGUGCUGUGUUUGGGGCGUAAGCCUGCAGCUGAAGCUAAACGUGUACAUUUCACAGAUCAUGAUGUCCUUAUUUACACCCACCUCCCCUCAGAGGAGUCGACGUUUCCCAAAGUAUUAAACCAGAUCGAGAGCGCACUGAGGAACCAUGGGAGAGAAAUGGGGGUGGGAGGGGUCAUAACGAAAGCACUUGAUGAAACUUUUACUUCACGCCUACGUUUUUCAUCCUUUAUCUUUUUUUUGUAUAUCAUAUGUAUGUAUUUUUCUACCAACAGAGAAACGUGUGAACAAACAGGAAGCAGAGUGAGCGCAUGAAUGUGAUGGGAACAGAGAGAACAAUUCUAACAGAGAGAACAAUCCCAACAGAGAGCACAGUUCCAACACAGAGAACAGUUCUAACAGAGAACAGUCCCAAUAGAGAGAACAGUCCCAACACAGAGAACAGCUCUAACAGAACAGUUCUAACAGAGAGAACAGUUCCAACAGAGAGAACAGUCCCAACAGAGAGAACAGUCCCAACAGAGAGAACAGUUCCAACACAGAGAACAGUUCUAACAGAGAACAGUCCCAAUAGAGAGCACAGUCCCAACAGAGAGAACAGUUCUAACAGAGAACAGUCCCAAUAGAGAGCACAGUCCCAACAGAGAGAACAGUUCCAACACAGAGAACCGUCCCUACAGAGAACAGUUCUAACAGAGAGAACAGUUCUAAAACAGAGAGAACAGUUCUAACAGAGAACAGUCCCAACAGAGAACAGUUCUAACAGAGAGAACAGUUCUAAAACAGAGAGAACAGUUCUAACACAAAGAACAGUCCCAACAGAGAACAGUUCUAACACAGAGAACAG